CCGUGACAUUUACAUAUAUAAUUGUAUAGUAAGUAUAGGUAAUAUGUGGUAUGUAGCUAACCUAUAUAUAAAAUAUAUUUUCUAGUAUUAUCAAAUGAUCAAUAAAAUAAAAUGUGUACAUCAACUUGAUUUUUUACGUAUAGGGACCUAACGAGAUAAAAAUAAUAUGUAAGCUAUUUUUUUUUGUUCAUAUCUUGCGUAAUAACAACGUAGAUUGCUCUCGAACAUGAUCUAACUAUGGCAGUUUGACAUAGACACACAGUUUAACUGUAAAGUGUAGAAUGAAUGCAGGAGAGUUGUCACGUCAUUUUCUGUGAAAUGGAUCACUUAAAAGGUCGUGUGGCCGUGGUAACAGGAGCUAGCGCCGGCAUCGGUGCAGCAACUGCUAUUAAGCUAGUCAAGGCUGGCCUUACGGUGGUGGGAAUAGCUAGGAGGCUACAAAGACUUCAGGAUUUGAAAAAAACGAUGGAAGAAAAAAAUUUCAGUGGUCGGUUUUUUACAGUGGCAUGUGAUUUGACGAACGAAACAGACAUAUUGAACGCUUUUAAAUGGAUUGACGAAAAUAUUGGUGGUAUACAUUUUAUGAUCAACAACGCCGGAAUAAUAAGGAUAUCUACAAUUUUAGACGGUUUGACAGAACAUUGGCAAGAAUUAAUUGACUGUAAUGUAAUAGCACCUACAAUUUGUUCGAGGGAAGCUUAUAAACUGAUGAAGAAGUAUAACGUUAGUCAUGGGCAUAUUAUACAAAUAAACAGUAUAACGGGCCAUUCGUAUUCAAUUAAUCCGGGCAACAAGAUGUACAAUGCGUCCAAACAGGCUCUUAGAGUGCUGACCGAAGGCCUCCGUCACGAAUUGGCUGUGGCCGGUGAUGGCCACAUCAAAGCUUCCAGCAUCAGUCCCGGUUUUGUUGACACAGAAAUAUUUGAUGCGGCUAAACUGUCGCACAAUAAAAUGAAGCCGUCGGAUAUCCUGAGUGCAGAGGAAAUGGCCGAUAUGAUAGCUUUUGUAAUGUCAGCCGGACCAAAUAUAUUGAUCGCUGAAAUGAUUGUGUUAAGCCAAGGUCGUUGCAUCCAAUCGUACCCACGUACAUAACAUCAAACUGAAAAGGCAUGAUUCUAUAUAUAUAAUAUGUUUGAUUAUUAAAUAUGAUCACAUCAUAAUAAUGUGUAAAAAUGAAUCCAUGUACCAAUUGAGUUUUAACUUUAUCAGAAAGUUCUAGAAAUUAUUAUGUUUAUAAUUAUUUUAUGGCUACUAAAGUCGUUUACAGUUUGCGUUCUAAUAUUAUUAAAUACUAGCAGGUGUUACACGGUCAAGUUAAGUCGGUUUUAAAAAAUGUUUACAAUAUUUAGAUUUGAUAGUUUUUUUAUAUAUUUUAUAAUUUCAUACUUAUAAAUAUUUGAUUUUCUAGAUUUUGAAUUAAAUUAAUUUUGGUGAAUUCAAUAUUUUCAAUGUCAUUUUCUUUAAAUCUAUAGAAAUUAUAUUAAUAUUUUUUUUCUAAUUUAAUUAUUAACUAUCAAUUUUUUUUCCUAUUCGCUUCAUAUCAAUAUCAGGAUGUAUUAUUAUUUGUGAUGCAUUUGUUAAAACUAAAUUUUACUGGUAUUUAUACUAUCUAAUUUCGACGUUUCUGAUAGUUAUUAUAUCAUUUGUUUUCCUUCAAACUUAUUAAUAUUUUCAUUCCACAAAUUUAAUACAACCUGCAAUUAAUUUAUAAAUUAUUAAUAUUAAUAUCUAGUAAUUUACUGACCGUAUUAAAAAUUAUUGUCUGUUAUCAUUUCUAUUUAUGUUUUAAAAAUAGACUAAUGAUUUAUAUAUAAUAAAUUAAUACUAUUUUUAAUCAUUCAUCAAUCAAAAAGAUUUCUUGUUUUUUUAUGUUUCACCAUUUGAAGCAGAUAUUUCUGUUAGUUCCUUAAGGUCAUUAAUUAUGUGGAUUUAUAACUUUGUUUGAAUAUUUUCACUGGUAUAAUAUACUCGUUGACCAUUUUCCAAGUGCACUGAAAGAUUAAUUACAGUUUGAUAUCGAUCAUGUAUUUAAAAACCUAAAAUUCUCCAAAUUGCUUCAUUAUUACUUACAUGAUAUGUAAUCUACCAUUUUUGUAAUUUUCAAUUUCGUAUUCAUUUUGUAUUGCAAGCAUUGUUUGAUCACUUCCUUUAUGUAUAUAUUUCAAUAUAUAUAUUACCGCAUAAACAGAACUACAUAAUUUAACAUUUAUAUGAGCUUUCAUGACUUUCGAAAGAAAUGGGCAGUUCGGAACGACCCAUAUUAUUUACUUCGAAUGAUAUUUAUUAUUAAUUUUCAUAUUUAUUUUAGUCGUGAAUCCUCUAUAUUUUGUUUUAGAUCUUCUUCGAUAUAAAGGAUAUCCAUUAGUAUCGGUUCUUGUAUCGUCUAAUAACGAACGAGGAUAUUUAUAUUUCACGCUUUUUGAUCCAACAAAUAAUAUAUUAACAUUUAUAGAAAAAAAACUAAAAAAUUGAAAAUGUGCAUAAACAGCUCGAAAACAGCCAAAAUAUUUUCAAAAUUUUAUCAAGUAUAGCCUGUAUAGAAAUUGAUAAAAUAAACAUAAUUAUGAUAUAAAUUCCAGUUACACCUAAGUUAUUGAAAAACAACAAAAUAAGAAAAUCGUUCUACGAGACUUUAUUAAUUUACGGGAAAAUAUCCGAUAUCUAACUUCAAACGCUCUUAAAAACUUUAUUUGAAUUUCCUUUGGACAUUUUUUUU
This is a messenger RNA of Metopolophium dirhodum (rose-grain aphid), 2716 nucleotides long. Its product is annotated as farnesol dehydrogenase-like. Lineage: Eukaryota; Metazoa; Arthropoda; Insecta; Hemiptera; Aphididae. The record is from RefSeq and is a predicted model, not a curated record. Bases 286 to 1092 code for a protein of 268 amino acids. The transcript is spliced from 6 exons.